Messenger RNA from Rubroshorea leprosula, 597 nucleotides. Lineage: Eukaryota; Viridiplantae; Streptophyta; Magnoliopsida; Malvales; Dipterocarpaceae. The record is from the annotation of a GenBank genome assembly.
AUAGCUACGUUUCGGACAGUCAAGCAGACUUUGACAGCCAAAUGGAUAGUCAACCAAAUUUUGAUAUUCAAAUGGAUAGUCAACCAUACUUUGACAGUGAAGUGGACAGUCAACCAUAUAUUGACAGCCAAUAUAAUGCAAUUGUUGAAGAUACUCCAGAAUCAUUAUGGGAUUGUCCAUCUCGAAUUCCUCCAAGGAAAAAGUUGACAAAAGCAAGGAAUCAUAUAGCAAUGCCCCAAGACAUUCCAUUACCUAAAAAAGAAGGGAACGUUGUCUGCCAAAUAUGUGAAAUUCCUGGACAAUUAGCUACUAUAUGCCCACACCGAUAUGCAGUAACUUGUCAACUGUGUAACCAUGAGGGUCAUACUGCAAAAGUUUGUCCAAAUCGUUACCUUCCAUGUGAAGUCAUGUCAAACACAUCCACAACACCUGUUGAGUCCUCUGAAACUAUCACAAAGAUUUUAGGUAAUGGUCGUUGGCGUCUCAAAUUUACGAAAAAGUCUUGGGAUGAGGCAGCUGAAAAAUUACGUUCUAUUCAAGAACCAUAAUAUCUUUACUUUACCCAUAUAUAUUCUGCAAUAUAUUGUCUAAUUUCCC